Molecule: messenger RNA, 1930 nt
Organism: Syngnathoides biaculeatus (alligator pipefish)
Lineage: Eukaryota; Metazoa; Chordata; Actinopteri; Syngnathiformes; Syngnathidae
Gene: ecsit
Product: ECSIT signaling integrator
Exons: 6
Coding region: 58-1314 (418 amino acids)
Cellular component (GO): mitochondrion
Molecular function (GO): protein binding
Source: RefSeq, a predicted model, not a curated record
UUUUUUCCCCACUAUCACGUCACAUCACGAUGAAACGGAAUAUAUGGAACCAAUUUCAUGACAACACGUUGCGUCAUGAAGUGUACACGAUGUCUGCUGCGCCUGCUGGGUCAGUCCGCCCGCCCCACUUUGCCACGCAGUCCGCAGCACGUCGACGUCUUUGUACAGGCGGUGAGGCGUUUCCGCGGCAACAAAGGCGGUCCCGUCCCCGCGGAGUUUGUGGGCGAGGACCCCGGCAAGAGGUCCGUGGUCGCGGGCGACCCGUUCGCCACAGAGCACAAAAACAAGGCCUCGUUCGCGGAAGCGCUGGAAGUGUUCACCAAGGCUGACGUGAGGCGGCGGGGCCACGUGGAGUUCAUCUACGCCGCGCUCAAGAAGAUGCCCGAGUUCGGCGUGCAGCGGGACGUGGGGGUCUACAACCGGCUGCUGGACGUCUUUCCCAAGGAGGUGUUCGUGCCCAGGAACUUCAUUCAGCGCAUGUUCAACCACUAUCCCCGUCAGCAGGAGUGCGCGGUGCAGUUACUGGAACAGAUGGAGAACUACGGUGUCAUGCCCAACGUGGAAACCAAGGUCCUGCUGGUGCGGAUUUUCGGUGAGAAGGGCCACCCCGUCAGGAAGUAUCAGCGCAUCAUGUACUGGUUCCCGAAGUUCAAACACGCCAACCCCUUCCCCGUCCCGCAUCGGCUGCCCGAAGACCCCGUGGAACUGGCCCGCUUCAGCCUGAAGCGCAUCGCCAACGACCUGGACGCCAAAGUCACCGUUUAUCAGACGCCUCGCACAGACGUCACGGAGAGCGGAGACCAGAUCACGCUGCCCCACGUGGUCGGCAUCCAGAGCCCCGACCAGAUGCGGCUCCUCGGCAAGCACGACCCGAACAGGCCCGUGUUUGUGGAGGGCCCCUUUCCGCUGUGGCUGAGACGGACCUGCGUGCAUUACUACGUCCUCCGGGCCGAACCCGCGCCGCCCGGCGCCAAGGUGGAGGAGCCCUAUGAUCCAGCCGAGCGGUGUUUUCACUACCCUCUGCAACUAGAUCUAGACUUAGAUCGGGACUUUGGGGACAUGGAGACCUUCGAUGUUGAAGACUUGGAUGAAGGUCCAGUAUUUGGCAUGUGCAUGACCAGCCGCGGGGACCAGGUCACCCUCAACCGGUGGAUCUCGGGCCUGCAGGAGAGCAACCCCGUCCUGGGUCACGUCGCCACCGUGUUCCGCCUGCAAGCCGGCCCCAGCGAGCUCCAGGCGGAGACCCGGAGAGAUGAGUUGCCGCCCGAGGAACCCGAGGAAGAGGCGACGGAGGCCAGGAGGAGAAAGAACUGACUUGUGGCCGUAGAACUCUCCAAGCCGCCCAUUUUCAAUCACGCUUGACCCGAUCCCAGCUGACUCUUGGCCGGACCAUUUUAAGAGUUUUCUGCGAUCCUAACGUUGUAGACUUGGGAGCAGGAGAAAAUCCACACAAGGCGGCCAGAGCCGAGACUCAAACCCUGGACCUAGUUAUGCUUCAAAAGCUUUUCCUAUUGCGGCAAAAGAAGAACCAAAUGAGCCCAAAGGUAAACAAGAUUUAAUUGUGUGUGUAAGUGUGUGUGUGUGUGUGGGGGGGGGGGGGGCAUUUAAAAAUGUUCCUGUUUAAACCAGCAAACAAGCGACAAGUCCACUUUGAGAGGCUCGAACGUCUCGCUCCGUCUUCCGAGUGCGCUACAGUCGUCGACUGCGGAUGGCUCGUCGUCAUUACGGGAGAGGAAGUUCCGAUUUCAAACGCGUGCACAAGUUUGGUCUUCAGUUCCUACACGUUUCUGUGGAAACAAGCGCGGGGACUUUAUUGAUAUGGCUCUUGCGCAAUAGCACCAUGUACUGUAAACAUGAAACGGUUCAUGUAUCUAGCGAGUAUCAAGAGUGUAGAUUGAAAUGAACAAUAAAUUGUCCUCAGUGAAUCAAG